This is a messenger RNA of Notechis scutatus (mainland tiger snake), 626 nucleotides long. The record is from RefSeq and is a predicted model, not a curated record. NCBI's taxonomy places the organism in Eukaryota, Metazoa, Chordata, Lepidosauria, Squamata, Elapidae.
CUGCGGACCCUCCGUGGAUCCAUUUUGGAGGAUGCCCUGCCCCUCACCGCUCGCCAUGCCUCUCCCCGGGGCGUCCCUCCCAAGAAGCUGCUGGAGCACAUCAUGCCAGAGCUCAACCUGCCGUGUCUCCGUCUCGCUUCCAGCUCCCCGAAGGUCCCUGAGACGUUGCUGAAGUUGGAUGAGCAAGGGCUUAGUUUCCAGCGCAAAGUUGGGAUCCUGUAUUGCCGGGAGAAACAAGGUUCGGAAGAGGACAUGUACAAUAACGAGAAGGCCGGGCCCACCUUUGAAGAGUUCCUGAACCUCUUGGGAGAGCGAGUCCGCCUGCUCGGCUUCGACAAAUACCGUGCGCAGCUGGACAACAAGAACGACUCCACAGGGACUCACUCCUUGUAUACCACAUAUCAGGAUUAUGAGAUUAUGUUCCACGUCUCCACCAUGUUGCCCUACACACCAAACAACCGCCAGCAGCUGUUGAGGAAACGACACAUUGGCAACGACAUUGUCACCAUCAUCUUCCAAGAACCGGGAGCCCUCCCCUUCACACCCCGCUUGGUUCGUUCCCAGUUCCAGCAUGUUUUCAUUGUGGUUAGAGUACACCAUUCCUCCAUGGAUCAUACCACCUACAG